Eurytemora carolleeae is the source of this 2115-nucleotide messenger RNA. RefSeq names its product protein downstream neighbor of son homolog (gene hd). The record is from RefSeq and is a predicted model, not a curated record. Gene Ontology annotation, cellular component: nucleus. Lineage: Eukaryota; Metazoa; Arthropoda; Copepoda; Calanoida; Temoridae. Bases 15 to 1595 code for a protein of 526 amino acids. Gene Ontology annotation, biological process: nuclear DNA replication. The transcript is spliced from 17 exons.
GUCUUGGAAACAAAAUGGCUGAGACUGGUUGGACUAGACCUAAACAAUCUUUUAAAUUGAAGAAAAAUAAUAGUAUCUCAGGGAAGCCCCCUCCGUUAAGACGAGAGAUUUCUGUCCCUGCGGGAGCAAGGUUGAAUGUAAGUCUACCGGCCGGGCAAGUAAAACGCAGAAAUCCGUUCUCACUCAGCUCCGAUGAAUCUGUGGAGAAACGACGAAAGCUUGAAAAUACUCUGAUAUCUCGGGAUCCAGGGAACUCAGUGGAUUCAAAAGAUUCAGGUUUAGGAAGUGCUGACGGAUUUCCAAGCGUGUUUGGAACUGAUUUUAAUCCUUCUCCUUCCAAACCUGAACCUAGGCUUACAGGGACAGAUGAAUCUAAAUAUAAACCUAUCUCUGAGCUUUCUGUAGACUGGAGUAUCAAGACCAGAGUUACUUUCACUGCACAUCAGAGUUGGUUAUGGGGGGAACACUUAUCUACAGUAGAGUCUGCUAGUUCCGUUACAGGCGGGGUCAGAUGCCUUGAUAUUGCCAAUGGGAACCACUGCCUUGAUACUUCUGCCUCAACCCAGUUCCACUCCGCCACUGGAUACUGGCAACAUCCGGCAUUAGCCGGUCUUAAUCUUUAUCCGAGGUUUGGUCAAUCUAGCAUGUCUAAAGUUGACCGACUCAACCUAUCUCAAGAUAUGCACAGACACAUUGUUUCAGAUUGGAUCACGAGUCUGCAGUCUGUAUAUCAACUAGUGAAAGCUCAGCAGUGUCCUUAUUUCUACGUUUGUGCUCCGUCAUUCACUUGCCUUUUCAGAGCUGCUGGUAUUGGUGGAUCCCAACAAAUACUGGCGCUUCUCACCCCAACAACCAGUGGGUUACGAAGUGCUUUAAAACGUGAAGAUGUUGAUUUUAGUUCUCCUCUUCAGCAACCUCUGCAGGAUAUUCAGGAUAAUAAGGAGUCCUGUGAGAAGGGUGAAGAGGGCGAGGAGGGCGAGGAACCUACAGAGUUUCUUGAGAGUUUAGGAAUCCAAGCAGAUUCCCUUCAAGGGUUCAUCUCAUCCCAUCCAAAGAACAGGCUCCAGUUAGGUAACAUAAUCAUGUUUUGGGUCCGUUCUAGUGUGGAAUGUCAGUCCUUGUUAAACUAUUUAUUGAACGCUAAGUUGACCCAGGGACCUGCUGGACUUCCUCCGACCAUACUUAGUCCUGUAGCAUUUCCUGGAGCAACACUCAAGUCACUUAAAGUAAAAGAACACACACUUGGGGGGAAGGCUGGCCAACCUAAAUCCCAUCAAAUUGAUGUUCAGGGACCUAUUCUGCCAGAGACACUGCAACGAUUAAUUCUUCUCUCUGAAGCGCAUGCGCCAAGUUGCCGCGUUCGUGUUCAUACUCAGGAGGAUACGAUCAGCUUCACGCUCUUUAACUCACCAGAGGACCAGGUUGCUCCCUCUGCAUUUGCUUCUGCAGGUCUCAAGGAUUCUGGUUUACAGGAAUCUCUACUUAAUAAAUUUUGUCAGGUUCAAACAGGAGGCCCUGAUAAAAUUAUCAGAGAACUUAAUAUCAGAAAGGGGUUUUUUGAAUCUACAGAGAUUAGUUUGAACGGGAACCGCUGAUGAUGAGAAUUUUAAAAAAAUGCUUCUAUACCAAUGUACCUUUUUUCUUACUUUUCUAUCAUAUUGUACACAAACUUAUUUUUUUUUUGAUCAUGGAUCAUAGUGUUAAUAUUUAUUUUAAAAGAUAUUUGAACUUCACCGAGCAAGGUUAACAAAUGUCAUAGGUCAUAGGUCAUGGGUCAUGGAUUGUGGGUCAUAGGUCAUGGACCAUAGAUAGGUUUUAAGAUCAUUAUUCAUAUUGUUUUUAAUUCAAAAUAUAACUCAACUUCACAAAGCCAAGGUAAAAAAGGUCAUAGGUCAUAGGUCAUAGGUCAUAGGUCAUAGGUCAUAGGUCAUUUUAAGUUAUCGGCUUUGGAUCAUGGGAACAGUAAACCCAGGAAUAUCAAAAGUCUUAAAACAGAGAUCUUCAAAACCUUUUGGUUCAAAGAUCAUAGAUCUGAGACAUUAUCCUUGAAUCAUGUAUUAACCAAUAAUUUUAAGUUCAUUGAUUAUUUUUGAGAAAUAAAAUGUAGAUUUUGUA